AAGAAAAAAAUUCGUUAUAGCAUCUUAUUUGGAUCUUUCUUUCAAUUAUUGAUCUCAAGUUCCAAUUCCGUCGACCUUUUCUGGAUUCCAAAACACUUAAUCAUCCUUCCAAUUGUAACCAACUAUGCUAUAUUCAUAUGAAAAUCAACUCUAAAUCCUUGAAACUUGUGGUCAAAUCAAUGGAGAUCGUCACUGGAGAUCGUUAUCUUGAAUCUCUAGUCAAAUUCGUGCAGAAAAAUGCUAGCGGAUUAAUCGAAGGAACCCUAAUUUUGAAAGUGAAUCCAGUUGGUCUUCACUAUGUUCAAUCCAGGCUUGAAGCGCUUGGAGAAUUGGAGAGAUUGAUAUCCGGAGCUCCGGUUGAUUAUCUUCGGGCAUAUGUUUCGGAUCUUGGUGAUCAUCGAGCUUUGGAGCAACUACGGAGGAUUCUUUGUCGUCUCACAUCCAUGAAAAUUGUGUCAGUUUUGCCUCAUCCUUCUAGGGAUCCUACACCAUUGUCGUUGCUUCCUUUUGGAAGAUUGAAGGUUUUGGAGAUUCGUGGUUGUGAUCUUUCUACCUCUGCUGCUAAAGGUUUACUUGAGUUGCGACAUACUUUGGAGAAGCUUAUUUGUCACAAUUCCACUGAUGCAUUACGUCAUGUGUUUGCUAGUCGAAUUGCUGACAUCAAAGAAUCCCCACAGUGGAAUCGACUGUGUUCUGUAUCCUGUGCGUGCAACAGUUUGAUUCUAAUGGAUGAGUCAAUUCAGCUCCUUCCAGCUGUUGAAACCCUUGAUCUUAGCCGAAACAAGUUUGCAAAAGUUGAUAAUCUCCGGAAGUGCUCGAGAUUGACACACUUGGAUCUUGGAUUUAAUCAGCUUCGAUCAGUUGCUUCAUUUUCUGAGGUUACGUGCCAUAUAUCUAAACUUGUUUUGAGGAAUAAUGCAUUGACUACAUUACGAGGGAUUGAGAACUUGAAAUCUAUUGAAGGACUUGAUGUCUCUUACAACAUCAUCUCAAACUAUGUAGAGCUAGAGGUCCUUUCAAGCCUUCCUGCCUUAAGGAAUAUUUGGCUUGAAGGGAAUCCUCUUUGUUGUGCUCGAUGGUAUCGGCCACUUGUUUUUAGCUUUUUCCGUCACCCUGAAGAGGUAAAAUUGGAUGACAAAGAAAUGAGCACAAGAGAAUUUUGGAAGAGACAGAUAAUUAUUGCUAGAAGGCACAGUCGGCCAGCAAGUUAUGGAUUUUACUUUCCUGCUAGGGAAGACAAUGAAGUGGAAGAAGGGUUUAUAAAUGGAAAAAGGAAAAAAUUCUCUCGCCUUGCUUGCAUUGAAAGUGAAGAGCCUGGGAUGAGCAUGUUCUUUGAGCAAGAUUCAUGUGAUGAUGAUCGACAAGGCGGGGAGGAGGAUCUGUCUGAUAAGGAAGGUGAACUAACUAGUUUGAUAAACAGAAUUGAGUUUAUGAAGAAGGAACGAUCCAAAUUGUGGUUGGAGGAAUUUAAGGAUUGGAUGGAUCAGGGCUCUGAGAAUUGGGUUGAUGAAGGUAAGAUUGCAACUCUGUCUUUUGGUAACAGCAAUCUGGGAGACACAUCUAAAUGGAGACAUGUUGGAGCAAGCUCAAAAUACUUGGAAUCUGUAUCGGACUCCUUUAUGAAUUCAGGAGAUGAUAGGAGUUCAAAUGCUCAGGAAACUAAUAGCUCCUUUGCAAGUUCUGCAGCAGGCAAUCAUUGUUGUCAAUUGCUUCAGUUUGCUUCUGAAAACGGGGAAACAAAGUCCCAAAUUCUUGCAAGGGCUCUAGAUGGAGAUCCUUCAAAGCUUUAUUUUGCUAAAGGGAAAAUAUAUCGGCAAUUAGCAGAUUUUAACUCUGCUGCUGCUAGUACCAGUGCAAAAGAUGGUGAUGAGGAAAAGGAUGAUGUCAGUAGUAGACCCUUGACUGCCACUAAAAGUAUUGAGGAGUUAGCGCCUUCCUCUGGACCCCGAUUAUCACCUCCGCACUAUGAGGAGGACAUUCUGUAUCGCCGCCACUAUAUGGAGGAAGAAUUUUUACUGGCGUCUGCUGAUUCAUUGUCUGGUGCUUCCUCUGAUAGCAAUACUAGCUGUGAUGAACAGGAUGGAUGUGAAGUACCAUUUUCCAAAUAUGAACAAUUCACUGAUGAAGAAGUUUUGGCUUGGGAUAUUAAUGGGAAAUAUAGCCCUCUCCUAGUCGCAAAGGGUGACAAUGGAUUUCAUGUUCCCGAGAUAGUACAAGGAUUGGGUUCCCUAGAUUUUUGUACACAGCUACCCAUUACGGAACUUGGUGAGAACGACAAUUCUUUAGAAAUGUUUUGCGGCAAUGAACAUACUGGAAACAAUGAUGAAGAUGCUAUCACUUCCCACAAGCUAGAUGCUGAUUCUUACGGGAAGAACUUUAAACGGAAGCCAAAAAAAAGAGUUGUUUCUCUGUCAGAUAGCACGAGUUGCUGCAGUGAUGAUGUAAAAUACGGGCAACAGAAGCAGACUACAAAUAGUAUUCAUCACCCUGGAAAAGCUUGUGGAAAGGUGAAUGCAGAACUAAUGAAUGACGAGGCUGGUGCAGAUGACAACAUUGAAAAUUACUUCAAUUCAUUUGUUGCGGACUCUACUAAUCAUGAGACAUGCAAGCAGUACAUGAUGUGCAAUUAUGUAGAUGGCAGGCAGCCAAUUCUGAGGGAAAGACAGGUAGCUGUUGUUCUGAGUAGUCAAUGGAAGUUGUAUGCUAUUCUUCUUAAUGGCGAGCUAAAUGGGUCAGGCAAUACCAUGCGUUUAUUGGCCUCGCACAAGGUUGAAGAUAUGAAUGAGGUUUUGAUUGGGUUGGGACUUCUUGUUAUCUGGGUCUAUGUUAAUGAGGAUACAAAAUAUCUUUUGAUUACAAGAUGCAAAGAGAAAACAAGGAAUUUACUGUUUAUGAUGGGGAUCAUUUCACACCGAGAAAGAAAUAAAUGUUCUGUUAGGAGUUUGGAUCAGGCUCAACUGAAUUCUUUUGGUAGACAAAUAGGAGACAGCUGGGGAAUCAAUGUUUAUCAUUACUGUAUGGUGCUUUUCUGCCACAAUAACAAUGAAGAAGAAGAAUGGGUAUCUAGAUCACUUUUUGUGAAUGGUGGACAUCUUUUUGUAUGCAUUGAGGAUAUUGUGCACUUCAGUUCACUUUCAGCUAAUGCAGAUGCUGCGUCGUAUUUCUUGCUCGAUACACGCUGCUCCAUUGCUAACGUCUGCGAGAUGGUGAUUGAAGCGAAAUCGAACGAAUGUCAAUGUUUGACCUUGACUGUUCGAGAAGAUUGUAACGUGUUCUGCUUAUCAUCUAUAGCUGUCAAGAUGAAACAGAAAAUCGGGUUUCAGAAUGGAAGUCCUGCUACGAGAGUCGAGACAUGGAAGUUGAAAUGGUUUUCUGCAGAAAGCGUACGCCAGUUUGUCACAUUGCUUAUGGCAAUUCACGAAGGAUCGACUGGAUAUAGUAUGUCCGUUACCUAUAUUACAUAGAAGGUACAUUGGUUUAUUGUUCAUUGCUCUUCCUCCUUUAAUUCGUUCUUUUAAAAGGAUUUAUAUUCCUUUUCAUGUAAAAUAUUACGUUUGCUCGAGAAAUGUUGAUGAACGACAUCAUCAAUUCAUUA
This is a messenger RNA of Amaranthus tricolor (Joseph's coat), 3595 nucleotides long. RefSeq lists its product as uncharacterized. NCBI's taxonomy places the organism in Eukaryota, Viridiplantae, Streptophyta, Magnoliopsida, Caryophyllales, Amaranthaceae. The coding region runs from base 138 to 3464 and encodes 1108 amino acids. Gene Ontology annotation, cellular component: cytoplasm. The transcript has 11 exons. The record is from RefSeq and is a predicted model, not a curated record. Gene Ontology annotation, molecular function: protein binding.